Messenger RNA from Dothidotthia symphoricarpi CBS 119687, 1316 nucleotides. RefSeq lists its product as uncharacterized. Lineage: Eukaryota; Fungi; Ascomycota; Dothideomycetes; Pleosporales; Dothidotthiaceae. Bases 383 to 1123 code for a protein of 246 amino acids. The transcript has 4 exons. The record is from RefSeq and is a predicted model, not a curated record.
AAAAUUAGCCGUUGCCAAGCGCCUCUCAGCGCCGCAACUUCGGCUAGCCCCGGGUUCGAUUCCCGGCCGAUGCAAUAUCCUUUUUUGCCUUUUUGUGGUCUUUCUGGCGGUUGACAGCUUUCCAGCCGCUUUGAGCAACAUCGGGUGGAUCAGGCCGCUAGUGACGAUGCUGAUUUGCGAGUGGAUCCGCUUGGUCAGACCAUGAUAGGUGUUCGAACACAAUAUGCCGGCGAUGUAAGCUCUAGGUGUCAGCUACAAGUCAACGUGUAUGAUGAAGCCUCACAUUAUCACCAGCCUGUAAUACUCAACAUCCCUUUCACACGUUAUCUUUUGUCGACAGGUUCCUCCUUCAUCUCCUCCUGCUCUUGAGUACAAAUUCGAAAUGGAAAACAACGCCGCCGAGGUUCUCCUGGCCGACCGCCGUCAAACUCAAGAGCGCUCUUCUGCGCCUGAUCUUCGCCAGUAUCGUGGAUUCCAUUGGACGCGCUUAGUACUGCGUGUUCUCUCACUGUCGACGUGUGCUGCUAUAAGCGUCGUGUUGAUUGACGCUAUCUACACCUACAACAAGACGAAGCAUGUUAGGAAUCCGUAUCGCGGCGGCAGCGGCACAUUUCCCGUCUGGCCGAAGGAUCUGAAGUUGUAUCCAACCUACAUUCUGCUCGGUGCAGCAGCUUUUGCGGGAGUUUUUAGCUUGCUACUUGUCGUUGCGAGCUUCACGAAAAAAGUGAGGAGGAUGACACAGACCGGUAACGUUGCUACGGUCGUCAUCUCGUCGGUUUGCUUGGUCGUGUGGGUCGUGGUUACCGCAUAUUAUGGGACUUGGGAUACCAGUGAGACGAACUGGGACUUGCUCUCGUGGACUUGUCAGCAUCGAAAUCCUGAGUACCGUUACCAGGAUAUCAAUUUCGGCGAGAUAUGUACUGAGAUGCGUUUCGCGUUUUGGGCUGGUGUUGGUCUAGCCGUAAUGGAGGCUUUCAAUUUGGCCAUCUUUAUCUUGUGGUUCAUCAAGACACGACAUUCUCGUGGUUACGAGCAGAUGCAGAGCGGUAACGGCGAGCGAGGAUUCCACUUGACGCCUACAUCAAAUGGUUCGAGGUUGCUGAGCGAGGAGAGAGGACCUUAGAUAGGAAGCCAGCUAGCGGUAAUGCACGCAGUACAAAACCUCGUGUUCAUACUGACGGGGUUUCGCUUUCGGUUGUCAGCACUUGUUGUUUCCAGAUGGUAUCAGAUUGAUGAACGAUAUUUCAGGAGCAGAUCUAAUUGACUAUGACGUCAUGGUGAUAGGCUGUCUACGGCAGUAUGUAUCUUGAAUCAUU